Messenger RNA from Klebsormidium nitens, 1216 nucleotides. Lineage: Eukaryota; Viridiplantae; Streptophyta; Klebsormidiophyceae; Klebsormidiales; Klebsormidiaceae. The record is from the annotation of a GenBank genome assembly.
GAAUACUCUGCGAAGGACUCGGAGUCUGGGCAAAUUUUGGUCCAUGUUCAGCCUGGAGGAAAUUUCUGAACCCUGAAAUCAAGAAGGAUUGAACACCAUUUGCAAGGCGCUUCCAAGCAGCAGCAAGGAGAGCGGCAGGCGCCGUCGUAAUACGUUGCGUGCAAAGAGCUUCGUAUUGCCUUUGUGCAGGGGAAUAUCAGGCUGGUUCAAGAUGGGGCUGACUUUCACGAAACUGUUCGCCCGGCUCUUCUCCAAGAAGGAGAUGCGCAUUCUCAUGGUCGGUUUGGAUGCCGCAGGAAAGACCACAAUCCUGUAUAAGCUGAAGCUUGGAGAGAUUGUGACGACCAUCCCAACCAUUGGUUUCAACGUGGAGACUGUCGAAUACAAGAACAUCUCAUUCACUGUGUGGGACGUGGGGGGUCAGGACAAGAUCCGGCCUCUGUGGAGACAUUACUUCCAGAACACCCAGGGACUGAUCUUUGUGGUGGACAGCAACGAUAGGGACCGUAUCGUGGAGGCUAGAGAUGAAUUGCACCGGAUGCUGAAUGAGGAUGAGCUUCGCGACGCGGUUCUCCUAGUGUUUGCAAAUAAGCAGGAUCUGCCAAAUGCAAUGAACGCCGCUGAGAUCACCGACAAGCUUGGAUUGCACUCUCUGCGCCAGCGCCAUUGGUACAUCCAAAGUACGUGCGCCACGUCAGGAGAGGGUCUGUAUGAGGGUCUGGACUGGCUGUCGAGCAACAUCGCAAACAAGCCUUGAUCAAUAACGUUUGAGAGAGAGGGCGGAGGGGGUAAGGAUGGGCAGCCUUCUUGCAGCAGCGGGACCGGGUUAUGCUCCUAGGACUCGUCCAGGCUAGGGGGCUGUCUUUGUGGUUGAUGCAGAUAUUCUUUUGCUAGCAUACAAGUCCCUUCUUUGAUAGGGUUUGAAUUGUGCGAUGACGAGGCUUGUACUAUCGGACUUCAGGAUGGAAGGUUGAACCAUGUAGCAUGAUGUUGACCUUAUGCAUUGCCCUGUGUUCUUCUGCUCCUGCAUCUGGUGUUCUUUUGCAAUCCCCAGGAUAUCUUCUUUGACUCUUGAAGCAAUUGCAAAUUUCCUGGCUUUUUCUGGGUCCUGAGAGUUGUCAUGGGCAGAGUGUCAACAGGCCGCUAUAUAUUCAUUUUGCCAAAGCAAAGGUACCUAGUGUGUAUCUCAUGUACGUUGGAAGUUUGAUGUGUGUAC